Messenger RNA from Podospora anserina S mat+, 675 nucleotides. RefSeq lists its product as uncharacterized. Lineage: Eukaryota; Fungi; Ascomycota; Sordariomycetes; Sordariales; Podosporaceae. The transcript is spliced from 2 exons. Bases 1 to 675 code for a protein of 224 amino acids. The record is from RefSeq and is a predicted model, not a curated record.
AUGGAGAAAACAGCCACAGCCUCCGCCCACUCAGCGGCCCCCUCGUUCCAAACCCACGUCGAACCCGACCUCCACCUCCAAUCCAAAAUGAAGUCCCUCGGCACAAUCAACACCCUCCGAUUAGGCGCCACCGCCCUCGCCCUAGGCAUGAGCCUCACCGUCCUGGGAACGGCGGGCAACACCCUCCGCGUCUACGAGGAAACCCACGUCCUGACGCCUCACUACCUCCCCCUCUGGCCAGAGCAUUUCAACAUCCGACCUACCAUCUCCCUCGUCGUUGGCAGCGUGUUUGUCAUCCUCGCCAGUAUUGCCUCUCUGGCCUGCUCCAAGAUCACCACUUUGAGGAAUAAAACAACCCUCCACACCUCCACCACCCUCGCCGCACCAGUCGUGGGGUUGAUCGCGGCGCUGAUCUCGGUUGUCUUCUUCUACGCGGCGAAUUCGUCGGACACGGUGGACACGUUUACUUCUUGGACUUGCAGGUGGAGGGAUGUGCCCAUGGGGCAGCAGCCGCAUUGGGGGACGUUGUGCGGGCAGAGUUAUGCGGGGUUGUAUCUGGCUAUUUUGCUGAUUCCGGUUGAGGUGGUGGGGUUGGGAUUGGGGGUUUGGGAGAAGAGGGUGGGCGGUUAUGUGGAGGGGUAUCAGGGGGCUAGGAAGAGUCCUGCUUUGUCUUAA